AUGGUCAAUACACCACCGACAUCGAGCUCCUUUUAUGAAGAUGUGGAGGAGGUUCAAGAGACACAACCCGAAGUUAGUGUUUCGUCUCCGCAAAAAGAGAAAAGAAAACAUCGGAAGAAAGAAACAGAGGCCCCGAAGAAAAUUCCCUCUCAAGUUAACUGGUCGGAAGAGGAAAGUUUGGCGUUAUGUCGAUCUUGGGUCGAUGUAUCUGAGGACCCAAAAUGCGCAAAUUAUCAAAAGGCUCGGACCUUUUGGUUGAAGAUUCAGGAAGGAUAUCACAAAAUCUUGAAGAGACCGACUUACCGGGGUAUUGAAUCGUUACAUGGAAAGUGGCGAAAAAUUAGGACUAGUGUCACUAUGUUUAAUGGUAUCAUAACUAGGCUUAGUGGUUCAGGUUAUCAAAGUGGUAGUAGUCAAGAGGAUUUGAUUAGUAAUGCUGUUAGUGAAUACAAUGCUCAGUUUCCGAUUUUUAAGUUUUUGAAAGAAUGGCAGUGUUUGAGGAGAAGUUCGAAGUGGGAGGUUAUUGAUAGUUGGGAGGCGAUGAGUAGUCCUGGUGAGCCGAGUUCAAAACGGUCGAAGACAACAUCAGAAAGUUCGGGUCAACAAAGUGUGGGGUCGUCUGCGAGGGUUGCAUUCGACCUUAAUGAUACUUAUGAGGGGGAACCGCAGCCACAACUGUCUAGGUUGGGUCGUCCGGUUGGGAGGGAUACGGCAAAAAAAGCCGGUCGUGGGGGGGGGGGGGUUCAAGGAAGGGGAAGGCUGCUGCGUCGGUGGAUGUGGAGGCGUAUAACAUAG
This is a messenger RNA of Erigeron canadensis, 795 nucleotides long. RefSeq lists its product as uncharacterized. The coding region runs from base 1 to 795 and encodes 264 amino acids. The transcript has 2 exons. The record is from RefSeq and is a predicted model, not a curated record. Lineage: Eukaryota; Viridiplantae; Streptophyta; Magnoliopsida; Asterales; Asteraceae.